Melopsittacus undulatus (budgerigar) is the source of this 6718-nucleotide messenger RNA. RefSeq names its product potassium voltage-gated channel subfamily B member 1 (gene KCNB1). Gene Ontology annotation, cellular component: voltage-gated potassium channel complex; dendrite membrane; neuronal cell body membrane. Bases 258 to 2840 code for a protein of 860 amino acids. The record is from RefSeq and is a predicted model, not a curated record. The transcript has 3 exons. Gene Ontology annotation, biological process: action potential; protein homooligomerization; potassium ion transmembrane transport. Gene Ontology annotation, molecular function: protein binding; delayed rectifier potassium channel activity. NCBI's taxonomy places the organism in Eukaryota, Metazoa, Chordata, Aves, Psittaciformes, Psittaculidae.
CGCGGACAGCCGGGAGCGCCGCCGCCAUCCCUCCUCCUUGAGGCUGCCCGCGGGGGGAUGCGAGCGGGGCCGCCGCUGCUGCCCGCCCCGCCGCACGAUGUAGCCACCCUCGGCCCCGCACAGCCCCGCACCGCCUCGCUGGGAGCCCGCAGGAGGAGCUCUGGGGCAUGGAGGGGAAGGAGAGGUGAGGAGAGCCGGUCCCCGUGCACCCUGCCCCACGCCGCACCUUGGAGCGUCCAGCCUGAGGGGGACCAGAGAUGCCUCUGGGGAUGAAUAAGCAUGGAUCUCGCUCUACUACCUCUUUGCCUCCGGACCCCACCGAGAUCGUCAGGAGCAAGGCCUGCUCCCGAAGGGUCAAGCUCAACGUGGGGGGGCUGGCCCACGAGGUUCUCUGGCGGACCUUGGACAGGUUGCCGCGGACCAGGCUGGGUAAGCUCAGAGACUGCAACACACAUGACUCCCUUAUGGAGAUCUGUGAUGACUACAACCUGGAGGAGAAUGAGUACUUCUUUGACAGGCAUCCCGGGGCAUUCACCUCAAUCUUGAACUUCUACCGUACUGGCAAGCUGCACAUGAUGGAGGAGAUGUGCGCCUUGUCCUUCAGCCAGGAGCUGGACUACUGGGGGGUGGAUGAGAUCUACCUGGAGUCCUGCUGCCAGGCCCGCUACCAUCAGAAGAAGGAGCAGAUGAAUGAGGAGCUGAAGAGAGAAGCUGAGACACUGAGGGAAAGGGAAGGGGAGGAAUUUGAUAACACUUGCUGUGCUGACAAAAGGAAAAAGCUCUGGGACCUCCUGGAGAAGCCCAACUCCUCCGUAGCGGCCAAGAUUUUGGCAAUCAUUUCCAUCAUGUUUAUUGUACUAUCUACAAUUGCCUUGUCCCUUAACACACUUCCUGAACUACAAGGCGUGGAUGAAUUUGGGCAGACCACAGAUAAUCCCCAACUUGCCCACGUGGAAGCAGUGUGCAUUGCAUGGUUUACAAUGGAAUACCUCUUGCGGUUCCUAUCCUCGCCUAAGAAAUGGAAGUUUUUCAAAGGCCCACUGAAUGCAAUUGAUUUGCUAGCUAUCUUACCGUACUAUGUCACUAUCUUCCUCACAGAAUCCAAUAAAAGUGUACUUCAGUUCCAAAAUGUACGACGAGUGGUCCAAAUAUUUCGGAUUAUGAGGAUACUCCGGAUUCUAAAGCUUGCCCGGCACUCAACAGGUUUACAGUCCUUGGGGUUUACACUGAGGAGGAGUUACAAUGAGCUUGGAUUACUCAUCCUGUUUUUGGCCAUGGGCAUUAUGAUCUUUUCCAGUUUAGUGUUUUUUGCAGAAAAGGAUGAGGAUGAUACAAAAUUCAAGAGCAUCCCAGCUUCUUUCUGGUGGGCAACGAUCACCAUGACAACAGUAGGCUAUGGAGACAUCUACCCCAAAACACUUUUAGGUAAAAUAGUAGGAGGACUGUGUUGCAUCGCUGGAGUGCUGGUGAUCGCUCUUCCCAUCCCAAUUAUUGUCAAUAACUUCUCUGAGUUCUACAAAGAGCAGAAGAGGCAGGAGAAAGCCAUUAAGCGCAGGGAAGCUCUUGAAAGAGCAAAAAGGAAUGGCAGUAUUGUUUCCAUGAACAUGAAGGAUGCGUUUGCCCGUAGUAUAGAACUCAUGGACAUUGUGGUUGAAAAGAAUGGAGAAAGCAUAUCCAAAAAGGAUAAAGUUCAGGACAAUCAUUUAUCUCCCAGCAAAUGGAAAUGGACCAAGAGAACACUCUCUGAAACUAGUUCUAGUAAAUCUUUUGAAACUAAGGAACAAGGGUCUCCAGAAAAAGCCAGGUCAUCUUCAAGUCCCCAGCACCUGAAUGUCCAACAGCUAGAGGACAUGUAUAACAAAAUGGCAAAGACGCAGUCCCAGCCGAACCUUAAUACAAAGGACUCGAGUCAACCUGGAAAGCAAAAAGAAGAGCUAGAAAUGGAAACCCUUCCUGGCCCUAUGGUGCCCUUGCUGACAACUCGCACUGAUGGGAUCGUUGACAUGAGGAGCAUGUCCAGCAUCGACAGCUUCAUAAGCUGUGCAGCGGAGUUCCCUGACUCCGGGAGGUUUUCCCACAGCCCGCUCACUACCAUUCCCUGCAAAGGUGGCAUUAAUGUGAUUCAGGAGCAGAGCAGGCCGGAGGGGAGCAGUGCCAGAUAUGUGGACAUGAACCCAAGCUCCGAAGGCAGCCACCGUUCUGCUUUUUUCAUAGAGAGUCCCAAAAGCUCAGUAAAGGCCAGUAACCCUUUAAAACUAAGAUCUCUGAAAGUCAACUUUAUGGAAGAGGACGCCGGCGCAUUAGUACCAGCAUCAAAUGUACUGAGAUUAUAUUCAGACCCUCUCAAGAGCCGGGGAGCUGCUGGCACAGAUACUUCCUUACUCUCUGACAGAUCUCUCAUGAGCCCAGAAACCUCGAUCUACACAACCGCGAGUGCGAGGACACCCCCAAAGUCACCAGAGAUGCAGUCAGCCAUAGCUUUCAACUUCCAUGAUGCUGGUAUACACAAAUACAUAGAUGCUGACACUGAUGAUGAAGGUCAGCUGCUUUAUGAUUCAAGUCCACCCAGAAAUGUGAGUCCCAAGUACAAUGUUACAAACAGUAGCUAUCUAAAGCAAAAAGACAAUGUUUAUAGAACAGACAAGAACCAUCUAGAAGCUGCUGCUUUACCCACCUCCCCUAAGCUGAUAGGGCAAAACUGCAUUUACUCUAUGGAAGGUAUCUCUGGAAGAACCCAGGGCAAUCAGGAGACUGUCAGACUAGAUAAUCACAUUUCCCCAGAAGUCCAUGUAUUACCAGGCAGUGGAGGACAUGCUAACACACAUGAUCAAAGCAUCUGAGAUGGGCUCCAAAAGAACUAACUGAAAGUUUAAAGGAAUGUCUUUACAGUCAACACAAAAAAAAGAGCUUCUGCAUGGCAUGAACUUGGCUGAAACAACCUACCUGUUUCUAAAAGUCUGGGGGAGGUCCAGUGUGGGUUUGUGAAAAUGUCCUUCUCUGAAACAACUCUAAAGACGUUGCCCACAUCUGUCAAAAAUAAGGAUUGCAAAUCAUGAUCACACAUUGAUCUCCUUUCAUGUUGUCCAGUGAAGCCAAUGUGACCAAAUAUCCAUCCAUUCCCCUUGAACACUAGAGCUCCUUUUGGAAAUAUUAACAUCUGAUUUGCAUUAGUUCCAUAAAGGAUGCCAAGGCAGCCAGAUUUGAACUCUGGAAUAAAUUGCUGGGGUUGGUAUAAAGCUAUCAAAAACACAAUGCUCACUGCUUCAGGGCAGCUGUUCCCCAUCUACAUCUUUCUCUGAUGGAUAUUAUGUCUAAAGGUAACAGGGAACACUUGCAUUAUUGGAAAAUCCAAGUGAAAACCACUUAAAACAAAUAACAGUCUAGAGAAACCAAUUAUUAAAAUGCUCUGUGUGUGUUUAAACAAUAUGAUAUCCUGUAGGACCUGACGUUUUCUUUUGAAGUAUCAGCAGGGUGAGUUGCACCACUUGUAUCUAAUUCCAAACAUCCCCUAGAACAUAGUGAAACUUGCACUUACCCUCUGCUAGAGAUCGAUACCUGCCCCAGGGCCAGCGUGUGGCCCGCGGGGGGACCCACAGCCCACGCUGGGAAGGUGUGAAGGAGCCAUGCAGAAGCAGGACUCUCCGGAGGCAUCGCAGCCAGACUCCCUUCCCGGUGCAGGAGAGCACAGGGGUGGAAGGAGAGCUCAGCUCUCGCCUUGCCCUUCCGUGGUGGGGAGAUGCUCGCUGCCCUGCCCCGCGGGGACGUGCCGGGGGUACCAGGGUGGCUCCCAGGUCUCCUCUUCCCACCGGCACGCUGACUCCAGGCGUCAGCCAAAGUCUCGCCCUUGGUGUAGGAGAGGAACCGGUCGGUUUGAAGCUUUUUGUGCCCGAGUGGCGCAGUGAAAGAUAUGCAAGUGUAACAUAAAUAUGCAAAUAGAGGGAUUUGUUAGCGACCCGCCCCGGGCCUGGCUGUGCUCUCUCUCUUGAGGAGGUCUGGCAGGAGAGGCUCCUGUGAAGCAGCUGUGAGAGACAGGAGACUCAGGCCUGAUGUUUUAAUAACAUCCAGUCAUUUUUAAAUGAAACAAGAAAAGAAAAAAAAAAAGAAAAAUAAAAAAAGGGAUCUGACCAUUUUAAAUGAACAGAACUAGCAGCCACCAGCCUAGGUUUUUAAAAUCUUAUUGUUUCAAUAAAGUUAUGUCAAAUUGUGUAGGAAAUAAUUUGUCUUUGGUUUUUAAUCUCGGGAGGGGGGGAAAAGCACUUUACGUUGACUUUCUGUUGCUGUUGUUGCGAUGCUGGAGUAGGAUAGCAGAGUGUAACAAUCAAGCACUUUAACCAAGCACUACUUUAAUUUGUGCCUCCUGUUGUGAUCGUGAUUUGUUACACGCCUGUAGCAAGUCACAACCUGUCCUGUGAUAACUGUGAUGGUAAUCCUUUAUGUUGUUCUCUGUUUCUACUGUAAAAACUCAAUUGUAAAUAACUCUGUCAAUGAGCGUUUCCUGACCUAUCUCUGAGUACCUGCCGGGGCAUGUAAAGAUCUGCACAUAGCAGGUCCAGGGACGUGCUGAGACAUGGGACAUGGGAGCAGAGGUGCACAGGCGGGAGGAAGACCCCGAGCCGCUCGAGUCUGCUGCAUUUUGUUCCUACCUAUUGUAAAAACAAAAGCCGUUGGUUAGUCCUGAAUGUAAAUGUCCGUCCGUCCAAGCUGUACAGUACUUCUGUCUGUAAUCCGUAAUAGUGAAUGCAGCAUGUACGGACAAAAGCAAUAAGCACAUAUAUGUUUUAGGAACUAUUAUGGGUUACAGUGAUAGCUUUGGUAGGUCUCUCCUUGGCACAAAACUGUACACACGUUGGCAUUAACUCUGCUCUGCUCAGCCGACCCCAUCCCCGGGUGGUGGGACACAGCCCGAGGUACCUGCUCAGAAGUCGCCCUUGUGUCACAGCAAGGCAAGAUGCUGGGGAAGGCACAGUAAGACCUGAGCCACCACCUCAGGAAUUAGCCUGCUGGCAGAGAAAGAAACCUCAUGCCAUGCAAAGAGUGACACAGGAGGCACUCACAGUGAGUCCAAGGCACCUAUGUGUGCAAGUGAUCCUCUCCAAAGUAUUUACACGGGGCCAGUUCCUGAGGUUCAUUAGCUUUUACUCUGCCUUCCCUCAGCCAACACCACCAUUCCUCUGAGUGGGCUCUUUGCCUGGUGAAGGACUUUAGGAUUUGGCCAUAGUAAAUACAAGUGUACUUAGAGGAACCUAUGUAUUGCUGAGAUAUUAGUUAAGAUUGAGUCGUCACGAAAAAAGCAAAGUGACUUUCCAGCAGAUAAGCUUUAAAUACCGAUAUAUUCUGUGGCUUUCCGAGGCCAUAGAGCAGCAAUGAGAAAUCUUAAAGAGAACAGUCUUAACAUAAUCUCUGUGUUUCAGUGAUCACUCAUGUCUGCCAUCAGCACAAAUGUAAAAAGAGGAAAAAUCAGGGAAAAAAUUUUUGAUAAAGUAAGUAAUACUGAAUUCCAAGUUAAAUAUUUUUAGAGCUGAUGCUUUCACAUGGGAAAAAAAAGUCAUAUUUUACAUUUCACAAAAGUGAACGUAUUUAAAUAUAGCCAUAUAGUGUAGUAUUUACCACACUCUCAUCCAAAUUAGUGUAUUUGGUUUAUAGAUGGCACUGACAAAAAUGUAUAGAUCAACAAUUCUAUCAUUUUAUAACUGAUAAUCAACUGGUGCAACUCUCCUUGUAACCAAAGGCCCUCUGUCUGCCUUGUGUGAUCACUCAUGACACACACCUUAUAUCAUCUAUUUAGUCCUACCUUUAAAGUAGCAUUUUAUUGAGUCACUUUUGAAAGCCAAAUUCAAAAGUAUCAUUAAAAAUCUACCUUUUAAGUCUGAAUAGCCAAAGUCCUAUAGAUUUCUUAUAGAAAGCAAAUAAUUUAAAAUUAAGCAUAUAAUAUGCUUGAAGAGCAUUUCUUUCUUAUUUGUGUAUGAAGAUGUAGCUCUCAUUUUGUGCCCAGUUAAAAAGGAAGUAUGUUUAAUUUAUUUUAAUGAAAUAAAGUCUGAAUAUGAAGUAUGUAUCUAUAUAUGUGUGUGUGUGCAUAAUACACAUAUAUAUAAUGUAAGCACUGGGAAAUCUACUCUAACAUAAAGCUAUGAUAGACUAAAUCUGUACUCAUUACAAAAGGAAAGGCAGUGCUUUGAAAACAUAAUGCUCACCAAAUCCUAUAGACACUAGAAAGACGAUUUCAUUUUAUAGUUUGUUUGACACAUUUCCCAAAGCUCAUAACAGUUGGGGAAAAUAUGCAAUAUCUCUUGCAUCGAGCUAAAGCGUGCAGUUUAAUCACUGAUAUUUGGCAUUCAGGUCUGCGAAUUUACUGUGCAUCAUGUAUCAAGCAAGCUGACAGAGUUUCACCUGCUGCUGCAGAAGACAUCAUAUCUGAAAGGACUGUGUACGUGUGAUGUCUGCACUUGCUUGUACCUUACACCAUCAACAUAGUUUUUAAUACAUACAUAUAAAUAUAUAUAUAUAAAUAUACAUAUGCAGAAGGAAUGGGUGCAGUUUUCUUAACCAGGAGGCAAAGAUCCUUUGAGUUUUAGCCUUGAACAUGGGAAAACAGCAGUCACAUUGCAGUAGAUUUCUCAGUGCCUUUUCUUAGAAACUUCACCUAAGCACACUUACAGAACAAUAAAAACAAAACAAAAGAGUCUCCUGUGAAAUCCACAUUUUUCUAAAAGGUUUGGAA